AUGUCAUCGUAUCCUUACCUACUAUUUUUUAUUAUUUUGAAUCGAUUAUCUGUUGUUCAUCUGCAAACACAUCGUACAUUAUCAUCAAAUAUGAAUUGUGUAACUAUUCCAUUGGCAACAUUAUCAUCAAGAAGUGAUGAUAAAUUUUCUCAAUUGAAACACUUUACAUCAUGGCAUUUCAAUUCUAAUUAUACAUCUUCAUGCGGAAAAUUUGACGUACGAUCUGUGAAGACACUCUAUGCAAAAUCAAUAACUACAUUGGUUGGAAGUCUUUGUUCAAUUUUACAAUCACGUUCAAUGCUAUUGAUUUAUUCAAAUGAACAUAUCGAAGAACAUCAUGCAUCACCAGCUGCUUACUUAUUUCUUCUUAAACUUUUCACAUUACUGGAUUAUCCAUUAUUGACGUUUCAUUUUUUUCAUCCAUUUCAUCCUGCAAAUUUUCCUAGUUUACGUUUCUUUCAGUUGGCACCAACUUAUCGACAAGAUGCUCGAGCUUUGAUAUUAUUAAUGGAACGAUAUGAUUGGAAUGCAUUUUCAUUAAUUAUUGAUCCACGUCUUCCUGGCGAAGAAGAACUUAUAGAUGAAUUUGAAGAACAUAAUAGUGAAUCAAAAUAUUGUCGACAAACGUCAUGUAAUCGAAACUAUCUCAAAGAUCAAAAAAAAUUAACAGUUCUUUCAGUUAUUCGUAUCAACAGCAUUAAUCCAAUACAUAUCAAACAGCAAAUAUCCAUGAUGAAUCCAGAAACACGUGUAAUUAUUAUUCAUGCAACAUCAACAAUGGCAUCACUCGUUGUCAAACAAGCAAGCAAUAUGAGUCUCACAGGACCAGAAUACAUGUGGAUUAUGUCGUCAAUUGUACUUUCUACAUAUAGUAGUGGAAAUGAACCCAAAAUGAGUCCAUAUGAUAAUCCAAAUCGGCGAAAAAUGAAGUUUUUCGCUGGUACAUUAGCUUUAUACCACGAUGUUACGAGGGAUUCUUUUCUUGCUCGUUUCGAUAAACACAUUGUACCUAUAUUGAUAAAUGCAUUUUCUAAAAUAACACAUUUGGAUGUCAUGAGACAAUGGUAUACUAAUGAAAAAAAAUCAAGUCAUCCUUCAUUACAAUAUGAAUCAGUGUGUGAUGACAUAUUUGCAAUUAAUAAUUCAUUGAAUCAGCCAGCUUUGAAACAUAGGAUUCCAAGUCUUUAUAAUUUAUUAAAAGAUGAAUUUAAACGAGCACAUGGAAUUUUUCAACCGGACGGUUUAACUUUGACAGCUAAUUAUUCGAUAUUAAAUUUUCAAGUACCCAAUAAUGAAUGGAAAAAAGUUGGCGAAUAUGUAAAUAGUACAGUAACAAUAGCCGAUAUUCAAUGGCCAGGUGGCCGGUCAAAACCACCACCAGGCAAACCUGUUAUCUAUUAUUUGAAAGUAGUAACACUAGAAGAACAUCCAUUUAUCAUGCUCAAAGACCCAUCUAGUGAUGGAAAAUGUCAACCUGGCUCUGUUAUUUGUCGCAUCGGACCAGAAAAUUCUGGUGCCAAUCAUAGUGAUCCAGAGCAUUAUCAAUGCUGUUCAGGAUUUUACAUUGAUAUAUUUAAUGUAUUAAAAGAUCGACUUAAAUUUGAAUUCGAACUUUAUCAAGUUCUUGAUCGUACAUGGGGUGGACGAAAUUCAAUAACCAACAAAUGGAAUGGCCUUGUUGCUGAACUUCUUGAAAAUCGAGCUGAUUUAACAUUAACUUCAUUGAAAGUAACUACGGAACGCAAUGCUGCUAUUGAUUUUAGUAUCCCAUUUAUGGAAACAGGCAUUGGUUUAGUUGUUUCUUUAAGACCAGGAGCUAUAUCAACUACCGCUUUUUUGAAACCGUAUGAUUAUCGUAUUUGGAUUCUUAUGUUAUUGUUUACUCUUCAUGGUGUUGCAAUUAUGGUUUUUCUAUUUGAAUAUUUUGAAAAUAGAUGGACUAAUGAAGAUUUUGAUGAAAGUACGGAUGAAGUGGUAAAAGAAAAUCAUAAAGAAAUAUAUUCAUACAUGAAACAAUUUAUGAAGAGAAAUAUUUCUCAAGGAAUCAAAGCAGUAAAAUCUGGAGAAUUAAAUGCAUUUCUAUACGAUGCAGUUGUGCUCGAUUAUCUAAGCGGACAAGAUGAUGAAUGUAAAUUACGUGUCGUUGGAAAUUGGUACGCCAUGACUGGUUAUGGUAUUGGAUUUCCAAAACAAUCAAGAUUCAAAGAGAUGAUCAAUAAAGAGAUUAUUGAAAUGCAUCAUUCUGGUGAAAUCGAACGCUUUCGACGAUUUUGGUUUACAGGUGCUUGUCGAGCGAGUAUGAAUCAUCAAUCGCAAAGAAGCAGCCAACCUCUUGCAGCACGAAAUUUUAUAUCAGCAUUUUUACUUCUUCUUGGUGGUACUCUUAUCGCUGCUAUUAUUCUGCUAUGUGAAAAUGCUUAUUCACGCAUUUUAGUUCGAUCUAAACAUGUUGAAGAACACAAUGCAAUUAAUAAGAAUCAUACAGGAUAUUCGCCUAUGUUAACAAUUAGCAAUAAAUUCAAAUCUAGUCCGCGUGAGCAAUUGUUGGAGAGACGUAUUGAAAAUUUACAGGAACGCAUUCGCGAAUUAGAACGAAGAUCGGCAUCACAAUAUUCUUUACGAAUCAGCGAGGAAAAUAAUGAAGAGCCAACUAAACCAUCAUUUUUGGUAUUACCAGUAACUUACAUUCCUGUUCGAGAAGCUUCACCUAAACUGGAAAUUGUUCCGUGUAUGUCGAAGUAUCAAUCUCAAACACCAUUAUUACUUGUUGAAAAAUCGAGAAAUCAAAUUCAUGAGACAGUUGUUUGA
Messenger RNA from Rotaria socialis, 2808 nucleotides. The record is from the annotation of a GenBank genome assembly. NCBI's taxonomy places the organism in Eukaryota, Metazoa, Rotifera, Eurotatoria, Philodinida, Philodinidae.